AUGUUAAGCAUGAUUAUUAAUCGAUACGUAAUCAACUACCGAUGUCCAAAGUUCUUUCAAAAUAAUUUUAUUUUAAUUAUGCAAUCAUUAUCUGUUUAUGCUCGAUUAUUUGCACGUGCUAUUAGUAGUACAGAAGCUGAACAUAUUCUUUUUAAUGGUUUAUUACGUUUAUCAUCAUCUUGUGUUCAUGCAACACAAUCUUCCAAUCGUCUUGCUAUAACGUAUCCAUCGACAGCAAUUAAACAUACGGUACAUCUAGUCACUGUUUCAUCGGGUUAUUCAAGUCAUGAUAAUAAUGAAUAUGAAUGUAUAACAAAAACGAAACGAAGGAAUUCCUUAAUAGAACAAAAAUCACAUCCAUCAAAUGUUUAUGGUGACGAUGCUUUUUUUAUAACAAAACAUCGUUUUGGAGAUUUUCUUGGUGUUGCUGAUGGUGUUGGUGGUUGGCGUGAACAUGGUAUUGAUCCAUCAUUAUUUUCACGUUCAUUAAUGGAAGCAUGUAAAUCAUUAAUUGAUAAUAAACUUAUUGAUUUAAAUCCAUUAACAUUAAAAGAAUUAUUAUCCAAAGGUUAUAAACAAUUAUUAGAAGAUAAACAAUGUAUUAUUGGAAGUAGUACAGCAUGCAUUGUUGCAUUACAUAAUGAAGAAAGAAUAUUACAUACAGCUAAUUUAGGUGAUAGUGGUUUUGUUGUUAUAAGAAAAAAUACAAUAGUACACCGAUCACAAGAACAACAACAUUAUUUUAAUUCACCAUUUCAGUUAGCUAUUCAUCCAACAAUUAAAGAUCCACGUUUAAUUGCUGAUAGUCCCGAUUUAGCAUCAGUGACUUCAUUUCAUGUUGAAGAAAAUGAUUUUAUUGUUAUUGCAACAGAUGGUCUAUGGGAUAAUUUACCUGAUGCUACAAUACUUGAAGAAAUAAAACAAAUUAAAGUAAGUUAG
Messenger RNA from Rotaria sp. Silwood2, 939 nucleotides. The record is from the annotation of a GenBank genome assembly. NCBI's taxonomy places the organism in Eukaryota, Metazoa, Rotifera, Eurotatoria, Philodinida, Philodinidae.